This is a messenger RNA of Menidia menidia (Atlantic silverside), 2106 nucleotides long. The record is from the annotation of a GenBank genome assembly. Lineage: Eukaryota; Metazoa; Chordata; Actinopteri; Atheriniformes; Atherinopsidae.
AUGGAGCACCUGCUGUUCCUUCUGGUGCUGCUGCUGCCGGGAGCUGCAGGUCUCAUUCAGUAUGACCAGGAGCUGAAGACGAUAUGGCACCUGAACACAUCAAUGGGCCUGAGAUCUCAGCUCAAUGCUGUAAAAAGAAUGAGGCCAAUGAGGCCUGGACCGCCCAGGCUAGGGGCACGACCUUGCGCCAAAAAGAGAGCGUUGGCCCUUACCAGCGGACACUCUGAGGAUGACAUUGAGUUCCCCUUACAGCACCUGAGGGACUCCGACAUCGAUGUCCUGUUAAUAGGUAACUUUGGACUGGGAGGGAGUUCUCUGGGAGUUAUUUCAGUAAAAGGAAAGUGGCCUCACCUGCUCAGUGGUUCCUCUCUGAACUGGACCAAAGCUGAAAAAUACAGGAACAGUUAUACUGUGUUAACCCCCCCCCCCCACCCCCCCCAUUUUCCAGAGUCUGUGCGGCUGGUGGCUGGAAGCAGUCUGUGUUCAGGCAGGCUGGAGGUGAAGAACCAGUCUGAGCAGACCUGGUCCUCAGUGUGUGAAGCUGCCUUUGACCAGCAGGAUGCAGAGGUGGUCUGCAGGCAGCUGGGCUGUGGGCCUCCUUCUGGCCUCCAGGGGGCACUCUCUGUGGGGGUGGAGACUCCAAUGUGGAGCAGAGAGUUCCAGUGUGGAGGCCAUGAGUCUGCUCUACGGGACUGUAAAAGCUCAGCCGGAGGCAGCUGCUCAGCUGGAAGAGCUGCUGGACUCACCUGCUCAGGUAGGAGAGCUGCAGCCGUGGGCCGCCUGGUUCUGUUCUGGUUCUGGUUCUCUCUGUCUCUGUCUCUGUCUCUGGCUCUGGUUCUGUCUCUGGUUCUGGUUCUGCCGGUCCGGCUCGUGGGGGGCCCCAGCCGCUGUGCAGGCUCCCUGCAGCUGAGGCGUCGGGGCUGGCGUCCGGUGGCCGGCCCACAAUGGUCUCUGCGGGAGGCGUCACUGGUCUGCGUCCUGCUGGACUGCGGCUCUGCUGUUUCUGUGGGAGAAACCCUGAACUCCUCUAACAGGUCUGUGUGGUGGAUCAGCUCCCACUGCGCCCUUGCUGGGUUCCCCCUGACAGAGUGCGCCUCCGCUGACUCCCCCUCCUCCACGCUGGAGAUAUCCUGUUCAGAGUCUGUGCGGCUGGUGGCUGGAAGCAGUCUGUGUUCAGGCAGGCUGGAGGUGAAGAACCAGUCUGAGCAGACCUGGUCCUCAGUGUGUGAAGCUGCCUUUGACCAGCAGGAUGCAGAGGUGGUCUGCAGGCAGCUGGGCUGUGGGCCUCCUUCUGGCCUCCAGGGGACACUCUCUGUGGGGGUGGAGACUCCAAUUGUGGAGGCCAUGAGUCUGCUCUACGGGACUGUAGAAGCUCAGCCGGAGGCAGCUGCUCAGCUGGAAGAGCUGCUGGACUCACCUGCUCAGAGCCGGUUCGACUGGUGGGGGGGCCCAAGCCGCUGUGAUGGGACCCUACAGCUGAAACAGGGUGCCUGGCGGCCCGUGGCCGGGACCGACUGGACGCAAGCGGAGGUGGCCGCCGCCUGCAGGCAGCUGGACUGCGGUUCUGCUGUGUCUGGGAGCGGGAAGCCAGGUCCAGACAGGCCUGCGUGGGGCCUGAGGGCCGGCUGUGCUAGGUCGGGGUCCUCCCUGAGGGAGUGUGCCUCCCCAUCCCGGUCCUCCAGCACCGUCAGACUGGUCUGCUCAGACCUGCUGGUGGAGCCGGUCAUCUGGGUGUCCUCUGAGUCAGGCGUGUACUGGCCCCCCCAGCAGGGGGCGGCAGCGGUGUUGCUGGGCUCCAGCUUCUCCAUCAGCUGCUCUAUCCAGCCGCAGUACCCCGGGGGCUCCUUCCAUCUCAGCUUCAGCUCCCCCAGCGCCACCCGUCUCCUCAGCCAGUCGGCUGCCAAUCACUCUGCGCACUUCCUGUUUGCAGCCGCAGAGCCCGACCACCAGGGCAGCUACCGAUGUGCCUAUUGGCUGCACAUGUUCUCCAGGAACUUCUCUUCCCAGAGCCCCCAGAUGUCUCUGUCUGUCUCAGAUCCGACUGCUUUUGGAAUCAGGCUGCUGUUUCUGCUGGUUUUCCUGUCUGCUGUCUGCACAAUAUACAAG